Messenger RNA from Scaptodrosophila lebanonensis, 3063 nucleotides. RefSeq names its product dopamine D2-like receptor (gene 5-HT2B). The coding region runs from base 9 to 2588 and encodes 859 amino acids. The transcript has 6 exons. Gene Ontology annotation, biological process: adenylate cyclase-activating adrenergic receptor signaling pathway. Gene Ontology annotation, molecular function: G protein-coupled receptor activity. Lineage: Eukaryota; Metazoa; Arthropoda; Insecta; Diptera; Drosophilidae. Gene Ontology annotation, cellular component: membrane. The record is from RefSeq and is a predicted model, not a curated record.
UAUCUGACAUGGCCACGCCUUCGCCCGCCAUCGACGCUAACAAUUACUGGGCGCUGUUGGCCCUAGUUCUGGUCUUUGGCACUGCGGCGGGCAACAUACUCGUCUGUCUGGCCAUCGCCUGGGAGCGUCGCCUGCAAAAUGUUACCAACUAUUUCCUCAUGUCCUUAGCCAUAACCGAUCUGAUGGUCGCCGUCUUGGUUAUGCCAUUGGGCAUAUUGACGCUUGUGAAAGGCUACUUUCCGCUCGGCUCGGAGCAUUGUCUGACCUGGAUUUGUCUGGAUGUGCUGUUCUGCACGGCCAGCAUUAUGCACUUAUGCACCAUUUCUGUGGAUCGCUAUCUCUCGUUGCGGUAUCCGAUGCGGUUUGGUCGCAACAAAACCCGUCGACGUGUCACACUAAAAAUUGUGUUUGUCUGGCUGCUGAGCAUUGCGAUGAGUCUGCCCCUCAGUCUGAUGUACUCGAAGAAUCACGCUUCGGUGCUGGUCAAUGGCACCUGCCAGAUACCAGAUCCGGUCUACAAGCUAGUCGGCUCCAUUGUUUGCUUCUACAUACCAUUGGGAGUCAUGCUGCUAACCUAUUGCCUCACAGUUCGGCUGUUGGCGCGUCAGCGCCAGAAUCUGGGCGGAGGAAAUCAGUCAGCGGCGGCCACGCCGGGAUGGGCCAGCGGCUGGUUGGGUCAGACGCCUGCUCUGGAACGUCGCUGCACUUGGCGCCGUCUCCUAAAGCCGGGCCAGAGUCACGCCUCAUCUGUAUUGCAUGCACACUCAGCCAAUUCAACGGAUACGGAUUUGUCAACGCUCGACAAUCAUGAGCUCUGGCUGCCAGACUCAAGCAUACCCGAACCCACGCCCACUACCAUGACAGCUUUGCAUCAGUUUGGCGCUGAAAUGCUGAAGCUGUCCCGCGGCCUGGAAUCCGUGGCCUCGUCUUCAACGACAGGCUCACCCACCAAAUCCGAAUUUUCCAUAUCCAAUCACCUGCAGUUCCCCUGCAGUCCGCAACGAUAUGCGACACAGCAGCAACAUCAGCAAGAGACACAGCACCAGCGGGGCGUCACGUACUUGCAGCAGAUAUCGCCAAAGAGUCGUCAACAACCGGCUGGGACGACCAACGAAUUGUUUGUCCUGGAGCGCGAGAGUACGCGCAACUCCUUGCAAGCCAGCAGCAGUCGGUUGGGGGAGCAGAGCGAGGGAACGCUUUCGCAACUCUCGCAACGGUUGCGUGCCUAUAAAAAACGACGACGCGCUUCUUCGGCCGCAGCGGGACGGGAGCGACGAGCCGGCGAUCAGGACGAUGAUGAGGAGGACACUCCGACAUUGCAGCGCCGCAAACGCUUCAAUAGUUUGCCGAAGAAUGCGCUCUACCCCCGACACUCGCACGGACUGGGCAGCAGUCUGGACGAUGACGAUGAUAAUGAUCGCGAUGGGGCACAGCCGGAGAAAACUAAAUCGUUGGCGAAGAGCAAGAGCUGCCAUUCGGACACAGAUGUGGAACAGCAGCAGGUACAACAGUGUCGGAGUAGCGAACAGUCCGAUUAUCUGCAACUACCAUCGGUGUGCACGUGUCCCUACUUCGGCGAUCGACCGCUCCAGAGCUGCGUGAAGACCGCAGAAGUGAAGAUCAUAUCGUCGAGCUUUAAGGUGACGACGACAGCAACAGCAGUGAGCACAUCGCCAAGCGAGAUUGACUUACUGCUGUGCACCACAACUUCGGCGGUGGUGGCAGCUCGUGGGGCCAAUAAGACACUCACGACGAGCGUAAGCGGAACGGCAACGGGAUCAGCGACAACAACGGCCGCAAUGACAACAGCAACUGCCACCACCCUAAGUCCACACUCUGCUCAUAACCACACCUCCGGCAGCUCCCUCACGGUGCACUCGACGAGCGAUGGAAGCGGCUAUCUGGCGGCGCCUGGCACUCCUUGCCCCGGACGACGUAAGCUCAGCAUUUCGAAAACCGCCUCGGUGGUCACCUGGGACUCGAGUCGGCAUCGACGGCGUGGCUCCAGCUUCGGAGGUGUGCGUACCUCUCUGCUGCUGACACCCACCAAGACGACAAUGGUGCCCACCUCGAAUUCGGCCACGCCGCUGCGUCGCUCGGCAACACUACGAAGUCACAACAACAUGAACUAUCAUCUGCACUCUGCGGGGGAACUGGGCGGCUCUAGUAGUUCGGGGCUCAAGUCAAAGUCCAAGUCCCCACAAUCGUCACCAUGUUUGCUGCAACGUCAGCAAACCGUACGUUCCCACCACUCUCGCAACUCGAGCGUCAUUUCCCGUAACUCUUCACGCCACGGUCGCAUCAUACGGCUGGAGCAGAAGGCCACCAAGGUGCUGGGCGUGGUUUUCUUCACCUUCGUCAUACUGUGGUCCCCAUUUUUCGUGCUCAAUCUAUUGCCCACAGUGUGCGGAGACUGUGAGGAGCGCAUCAGUCAUUGGGUCUUCGAUGUGGUCACUUGGCUGGGCUAUGCCAGCUCCAUGGUGAAUCCCAUAUUCUAUACCAUAUUCAAUAAGGUCUUUCGGCAGGCCUUCAAGAAGGUUCUGCUAUGUCGUUACUCAAGUUCCAGUGCUUGGCGUCCCAGCAGAUAGCAGACGCCUGUUAAGCCCGGCAAGAUAAAGCCGGUGAAGUGCGCCAGUGUGGAUUUCGAGGAUGCCAGAAUUGGAGGCACUAGCAUCUCACGGGGAGGGGCAGCCGGUGAAGCAAACAUUGAAACACGUUAUUUGACCAGCGCCUUGAAACGUGGCAGCACGGCACAAUCUGCACCCACAAAUGGACCCAGAAAAGUGGUUUAGGGCCAUGGGUUGCGGUCUGUUUCUAUUCGACGGCACAACCUGAUGUCUAAACAGUAAACCUGCAUAAUGAGGGGCUGUCAAGGGGGUGUGAAAAUUAGAGAUGUUCUGGCUUUUUGAGAACUUCGUUGGUUCGAAAGAAUUAGAAUAAAGAAUGAAGAAUUGUGAUCCAACUCAUAGUUGCAAACACACAUAAAAUUGUAUAGGAUCUGUAGGACCUUUAAUGUUGGAUUAAAUACCCGUAUAUACAAUGCAAACAAAUAUAUAAUUUGUU